AUCAAAUUCUUAUUUCGGCAUGGAAAUGAUGUUUCUCCUGUUCCUUUAGAUUGAUGACGAUCUUUGGUUGAAUCCUAUUGGCAAACAAGUGCCGUUCGGACUCGGUGAUAAUUUCUGCCCCUCCUCCAUCUACACAACCAUUCGGCUAUUGACUCGGAAGCUUAUCCCGCGAUGGCAGACUCGACUGGACAGCGUCUGUACAGCUGCUUCAAGUGUGGGAAUCAAGUUUGUUGCCACGACGACAUUGUCUCCAAGAAUUUCCAGGCAAGCCAUGGCAGGGCGUUUCUGCUCUCACACGCCAUGAACAUAGUAGAAGGUCCCAAGGAGAACAGGAAUCUCAUAACCGGUCUCCAUGUGGUUUCCGAUAUAUACUGCGUUGAUUGCCUGGAGAAUUUGGGAUGGAAGUAUGAUCGAGCGUACGAGGAAUCCGAGAAGUAUAAGGAGGGGAAAGUCGUGCUCGAAAAAUUCAAGAUUGUCAAGCAUAACUGGCAGUAACCAAGUAAACAGAGAGGCUACUUCUCUUGUCCUUCGAAAUUCAUUUAAACGGUUCUCCGCUUUCUUCCUCCUCUGUACAGAAUCGUCCAAAAUGUAAAUAUCACGUAUUGGCUAUCCACAUAAGAGAUGGAUGAUCAGUUCGUCUGUC
Molecule: messenger RNA, 643 nt
Organism: Rhodamnia argentea
Lineage: Eukaryota; Viridiplantae; Streptophyta; Magnoliopsida; Myrtales; Myrtaceae
Product: protein yippee-like At4g27745
Exons: 2
Coding region: 172-495 (107 amino acids)
Source: RefSeq, a predicted model, not a curated record